Molecule: messenger RNA, 843 nt
Organism: Miscanthus lutarioriparius
Lineage: Eukaryota; Viridiplantae; Streptophyta; Magnoliopsida; Poales; Poaceae
Source: the annotation of a GenBank genome assembly
AUGUCGCGCUUCUUCCGCGGCGCCGCCCUCACCGCCGCAGCGGCUGGGGGCCUGUACUCUGCAUUCUCGUGGAACCUAUCGUCGCCCAUCCCACUCUCGGCUUCGCCCUCCUCUUCUCCGUCGGCGCCCGUAGGCCCCGCCGCGGUCACCGGCCACCUCGCCCUCGUCCGCGCGCACCCGGCUCUCCUCGAGCUCAACGCGAUGCUUACACCGGUCUCCUUCCUCGUCGACGCCACCCAGGCGCUCCUCGCGGGCGCACUGCGCUGUCCGCCUAUCUACCCCAAGACGCUCCGCCACGGCCGCGAAUUCUUCACCGCACAGAUCCUGUCCGCGGAGUCGGAUGGCCACUCGACGGCGGAGCAGGCGGCAUCGGCCCGGGCUAACAUGGCCUUCCUCGAUGCGCGUGAAGGCCGCCUCGAGGGCGCGCGCGACGCCAUCGUCCGCCUCGCCGCGGAGCGCCCGGGCGACACCACCUUGCGCCUGUUCGCUGCCGCGUUCUGCCGCGUGCUCGGCCGCCACGAGGAGGGGGCCCAGUGGCUGCACGAUUCCGCCGUGCCCGACCUCUCCCGCCUCGAGCACAAGACUCCGUUCGUGCUGGCCGUCCAUGUCGCCACGAUCGGUUCCGCGCCGCUCGCCGUGGCGGGCUCGGAGGAGCUGGUGUUGGUCACCACGCUCGGGCUGCUCGAGAUGUCGAUGUGGUCCAUUUUCUCGCACGGCGAUCUGCCGGAGAGGCUGCAGGUGUUAGCGUUGAUGGCAUUCUUGCGGGGCGUCGUGGCGAAGAAGCUGCACAGAGAUGAAGGACUUGCACCGAUGGAGGGACCUCAGGACGCCACCCCAAACUAA